AUGUCACAGUGUUGGGGCUACAUGUCACGGUUGUUUGGGCUACAUGUCACGGUUAUAUGGCUACAUGUCAUGGUUGUUGGAAUGCAUGUCACGGUUGUUGGGCUACAUGGCACGGUUGUUGGGCUUCAUGGCAAGGUUAUUGGACUACAAGUCACGGUUAUUGGGCUACAAGUCACGGUUGUUGAACUACAUGUCACGGUUAUUGGGCUACAUGUCACAGUUAUUGGGCUACAUGUCACGACAAUGGUCACACCUUUGUCCAACAAGUUCCUUGGCUGGGGGGAGCUGGAAAACAGCAUAAUGUAUUGUUUAGCUGGUCUUGAGGUCAUAAUUGUGUUUGGUCUGGUCACAUGGCUCAGCAGGCGAGUGCAGGACCGCAGUUUGAUUCUGUGCGGGACAAUUGUACUCACAGUAGCAAAUUCUUGGAUGAUUUAUGUGAUACCUGUCGCAGGAGAAUGUUCCUAUUAUACAAAUCUUUGGCGGUUUAUUAUCGGGAUCAUAUUUGACAUGCUUGCCUUGCCUAUGCUUGUGUCCGGGAGCAUUUCCCUUUACUCAAAAAUCACCAGGGUGGAGACUCAAGGUCUGAGUAUGGGAUUACGACGCAGUGUUGUUGGCAUGGCAACAAUUCUAGGACCACUAUGGGCGGGAUCUGCAAUUACGCGUCCCUAUAUAAUGUUUGGAGUCAUGUUAGCUCUGCUUGCAUUAUCAUUGUUCAUGUUGGUCCUGUCAUUCAGUAAGCUGGUACCCAGCAGUGAACAGCCGGUAAACAAAGCAGGUCUUGUGACCACCACUGACAGUGACGAGGACAUUACUCAGCCACUGAUUACUUGACAGCACUUAGAGAUGUUUUAUUAAUGUAGCAAUUCCAUGGCAGAGAUUUUUUAUAACUGUAUCAACUCCAUGACAUAGAUUUUUUAUUACUGUAGCAAUGCCAUGGCAGAGAUGUUUUAUUACUGUAGGUAUCGGUUACCACUGUAAUUCAAUGAAAUAUUAUAAUAUUAUAAAGUUCUUUCUUUGCUUUACUUUUGACUUUCUUUCGAAGAGAAAAGUCUUGUUAUUGUAAUUUUCUAUGUGUUGGUGGCGUUGUGCAAAUGAUUGACCCUGCAUUGACUUGCAGUGGUCAUUACACAAAAAAUAAUUGAAGGGAGUCACAUGAAUGUGGAAACACAUAGUGCCAAAAUAAAAUGCAAAGCAUGGCCUUAUUAAGUUGAAUCCAUGUGGGACUGAACAUAUAACAAAAGACAAGCGUUGGGAUUUCACAGAGCGACGCCCUUGUUAAUGCCAACGUUUAUCUUUGAAUAAGAUUUGCUCUGUUUUUAGAACAAAAAAUCAAAUAUUUGAAAACACCAAGCUUUAAACAAACUGCUUAUGUACACAUGUAUGUAUAUUUAAUAAAUUGAAUGUAUGCUUUAAACUAUACAUGCACGCAUUUGUUACAUUGUACAUCUGUAUUGUUAUUGUAUGUAUGUUAGCAACAUUAUGUAAACUAUACAAAAUAAAAAAUGACAUAAUU
Mya arenaria is the source of this 1513-nucleotide messenger RNA. RefSeq lists its product as uncharacterized. The transcript has 6 exons. Gene Ontology annotation, biological process: transmembrane transport. Gene Ontology annotation, molecular function: transmembrane transporter activity. The record is from RefSeq and is a predicted model, not a curated record. Bases 1 to 831 code for a protein of 276 amino acids. Lineage: Eukaryota; Metazoa; Mollusca; Bivalvia; Myida; Myidae.